Coregonus sp. 'balchen' is the source of this 2469-nucleotide messenger RNA. NCBI's taxonomy places the organism in Eukaryota, Metazoa, Chordata, Actinopteri, Salmoniformes, Salmonidae. The record is from the annotation of a GenBank genome assembly.
AUGUCCCCAGGCCACCGGACCCUGUACAUUGGGGUCCACGUUCCCCUGGGGAGGAAGUCCCACCGACGUCGCCGUCACCAUGGCGGCCACAACAAAAACAGCAGGAAGAGAUCCAAAGAGAGGGAAUCUGGGGUGGACGGCGAUGGCAGAGAAUCACCCUCCCACAGUAAGUCUAUGGGGGGAGUAUGCUGCAAAGAAUGUUUCCUGUGAUAAUGUGACCAAACCACACUCUUUGAAAAAAGGGUGCCAAAAGGGUUCUUUAGCUGUCCCAAUAGUAAAACCCUUUUUUGUUCCAGAUAGAACCAUUCUGGGUUCCAUGCAGAACCCUCUGUGGAAAGGGUUCUCCAUGGAACCCAAACCGGUUCUAUUUGGAACCAAAAGGGUUUUACCUGGAACCAACAAGGGUUAUUCAACGUUUUUUUAAAGUCUAUGGGAGGAGUGUACUGACAAAAUGUUCCCUGUGAUAAUGUGUGACUUGUCAUUUGUUCUUGUUUCUCCAUCAUUGACAUUAGCCAGGUCCCAGAUCUCUUUGUGCUCUUGCCAACUAUCAUUAAUGAGCCAAAAGAGAACAGCAGAUGUGAUCCUGAUUCGAUAAUGCAAUGGUUAUGCAAAUAUACAAGGGUUAUGCAAAUAUUGGAAUUCUAUCACUUUUUUUGUACCACAGAUCCUUUUUUUCUCAAGUUGCUAAGCAACCACUAUUUGUCUGUCCUGACGAAUAGUUGCUAGCUCAUGUCGAAUUUCUCUAACUAAAUCAGUGACCCUGCACAAAAUCUGUCUGCAUAGUGAACGUUGAGAUUGCCGUAAGGCCAGACUGUUCGCAAGAGUGCAGAACAGACUGGCACCCAGGCUACAUUGAUUGAUGUCUCUUCACACUUUAUGCACUCUUCCUAUCUCUCGCUCUCUUUAUCCCUCUCUUCUUUCUUUCUCUCUCUGAUGUCUAGGAAGUUUGCAAUCGUGCUCUUUUGGUCAUGAACUAGGAGACUCUCUCUCAUCUCUUCUCCCUCUCUCUCUCUCUCUCUCUUCUCUCUCUCUCUCUCUUGAUUUCGUUCUCUCUCUCACACUCUCUCCCCCCUCUUUCUCUCUUUCACAUCUUCCUCCCUCUCUUCUCUAUCUCCAUCCCCCAUCUCCCUCUCUCCUCCUCCUCCUCCUCUACCCCUCUACAGCAGACACCCCUGCCCAGAGGGUGCAGUUCCUGCUGGGGAUGGAGGAUGGCGACGAGGAGCACAUCCCUCACGCCCUCUUCACGGAGCUGGACGAGAUCUGCCUGAGAGAGGGCGAGGACGCCGAGUGGAAGGAGACCGCCAGGUAACCAAUCACACGACCCGCUCCAGCUCCUCGGCCAAUCAGGUGUCCGUUUUCUGCUUAUGCGUCUCUGUUUUGUGUUUGCAGGUGGCUGAAGUUUGAGGAGGACGUGGAGGAUGGAGGCGAGCGUUGGAGUAAGCCCUACGUGGCCACCCUGUCUCUACACAGCCUGUUUGAGCUGAGGAGCUGCAUCCUCAACGGCACCGUGCUGCUGGACAUGAGGGCCAACUCACUGGAGGAGAUCGCCGGUACGUAGAGUGGUGCUGGAGUGGAGGGUGACCAGAAGGUUGCCGGUUCAAAUCCGAGGGUUGACAGGGAAAAUCUGGCGGGAGUGAGCCUGCAACUGGAGAGUUACUGGAGUUAGAAUAUCAGGUGCCAACGACUGCCGUUGUGCCCUUGAGCAAUGCACUGAACCCCUAACCAAUCUAUAUGUGUGUUCUCUCAGAUAUGGUCCUGGACCAGCAUGAGGUGUCGGGCGCGGUGGGGGAGGAUGUGAGGAGGAGGAUCCGUGAGGCGCUCCUGAAGCAGCACCACCACCAGAACCAGAAGAAGCUGGCCAACCGCAUCCCCAUCGUACGCUCCUUCGCAGACAUCGGCAAGAAGCAUUCCGAGCCCCACUCCAUGGACAAGAAUGGUGAGCUCACCAACCAAUCACACACCAACCAGAGUUUUGUGGCUUUUCUUAUUGUUGUGCUGUAUCGUGUCUCUGUGUGACUUGCUGUUGUCUGAUUAAAUAUCUCAACUGCUAUCUACAUUCUCUCCUUUUGUUUGUGUGUGUCGAUAUGUGUGUGUGUGUGUGGAUAUAUGUGUGUCUAUAUAUGUCUGCUUGUGUCUGUGUGCAUGUGUGUGUGUUCUUUACACAUCCAGUCGACAGCUCCCUCCUUUUUUGCACCUUUAAGAUGAAGGCCCCCAAGACUGACACAAACACAAGCAGACAGGCCUUGUCCUGCAGACCAUGGCCUCUGUGUGUGUCCACCUCCAUCACCACUCCUUCCCCACCUGUAAGCCCCACCCCGUGCCUGCCCCCCCUCAGAGCCAUACAGCCAAUCCCUGCCCUGCAGAGCUAAGCGGAGCUCCAUUCGCUUCAGCUUCCACCAGGCUGUUGCCCAGGGUUACUGCCCUAUCCCAACAAUGGACCCAGACGAGGAGAUCUAUACAGGCAACUAG